This is a messenger RNA of Schistosoma guineensis, 726 nucleotides long. Lineage: Eukaryota; Metazoa; Platyhelminthes; Trematoda; Strigeidida; Schistosomatidae. The record is from the annotation of a GenBank genome assembly.
AUGAAUAGACACAAAGAACUGUAUGCAAAACAAUUUCAGCAUAAAGAAAACAAAUGGAGAGAUCUACUACACGAACGUUUUAUGGAAUCAAUGAAAUUGAAACGUACACAUUUUAUCGAUCACCUUCGAAACAUAUACAAUUCAGAACCAGAUAGUUUAACCGAUCAACUACUUCUUCAAGAGAAAAGAGAACUCUUAAAAAGUUUGGUCUCAGGUAGUGAAGCGGAACAAUUAGAUCUGGAUAGUUUAAUCUUACUACAAGACAGAGUUCUAGAUGAAUUAUCUGUUGAAAUUGAGGAAUAUUUCAACCCAGAAUUUUGGAAUAAUACAAAUAGUAAUAAUAAUGGUGCAAAUCAAUUUCAUUUGCCAAAUGAAUCUAACAGUGAAAAUGUUCUUUGUCCUUUAUGUCGAAUUGGCUAUUUAUCUAUGAAUAGUACAAUUCUCACUUGUUCUUCAUGCAGUUUAAAUCUAGAUACUCAAACUGAUAGUCUCAAUCUUACCACCAUAAAAAAUAGUUUAAUUGAUGCAGAAACAAAGCAUCAAGCUUCCGGUUGUUCCAAUACAUCACUACAUGCUUGGCUUAUUGAUCAAAAUACUAUUAAUUGUCAAUCACUUACACAAAAUGAUGACUCAAAUGUUAAUGACAUGCUUCACAAAUCAGCAGAAAUUGUCCAACUGUUAUGCAUUGGGUGCGACCAAUGUUCAUUCAUGGAAGUUGUUGUUUGA